This is a messenger RNA of Pseudozyma hubeiensis SY62, 321 nucleotides long. Its product is annotated as dolichyl-phosphate-mannose-protein mannosyltransferase. Lineage: Eukaryota; Fungi; Basidiomycota; Ustilaginomycetes; Ustilaginales; Ustilaginaceae. The record is from RefSeq and is a predicted model, not a curated record. The transcript has a single exon. Bases 1 to 321 code for a protein of 106 amino acids.
AUGUCGAACCGACAGUACGGUGUUGAUCUCGCAGACAGCCGCAUCAUGGGCCCCGCCGCUGCAUUACAGCUUCCAAGUGCCGCAGUUGGUCUUGUUGGCGGCGACGAAGAUGAAAGUGUCCGUCGCAAUGUGCCAUCGACUCAGCCAGAUGUGACAGUAGAAAGGCGAACCAUGAAAGAUGCUAUGCGCAUUCCUCUCCGACACUCACAAACUGCCCGCGUCACCGUGACUGCACGAAAUUUGAAUGUGACGUGCGAGUUUGUAUUGCCAACAUGCGCAUUCUGCAUAGGAAACGAAUACAAAUCAAGCGUUUGUAAUUGA